This is a messenger RNA of Cylicostephanus goldi, 917 nucleotides long. Lineage: Eukaryota; Metazoa; Nematoda; Chromadorea; Rhabditida; Strongylidae. The record is from the annotation of a GenBank genome assembly.
AUGCCAAAAUUAUGCCGAACACGGGUGCUUGUGGCUGUUCUGCUGGUUUCAUGGGUUACCCUGAUUCUCUACUUUAUGACUUCGGGAUUUUAUGACAGAAGGGAGGAUAUCUUUGGGGAUCUGACUAUGCCUCGAAGAGGUUGGAAACUUCCAACUGAAGAAAUGUAUUUGGAUCCACCAUUGCCGCAAGUGCCACCAACAAAAUCGGUGGAAGUGGUUCUUCUACACUCUCAAGAAGAUCAUACAUCGUUUCUGGACAGAUUCAGUAACACUGAAAUCCAACCCAAACCACAACCUGUGCUCAGUUUCUCCGAAUUUGACGUGGAUGCCUACAUCGCAAAGGGGAAGCUCAAGCCUGGAGAGGAUAAAUACGCUGCCAACAAAUUCAAUCAAGCUGCGAGCGAUGCUGCCUCUGUUAAGAGAGAUAUCAUCGACAGCCGAGAACAUCAUUGUAAAAAGUUAACUUACGACACCUCUGUGUUGGAGCCUACCUCUGUGAUAGUUACUUAUCAUAAUGAGGCUCGUUCAACACUUUUGCGAACUGUAUAUAGUGUUAUGCUACGAUCUCCACCUCAUCUUAUUCAUGAAAUUAUUCUUGUCGAUGAUUGUUCGAAGGAUGGUAGGAAUUUUUCUGUUUACAAAGAUUUUACAAUGCGUCUUAUACGUUCUCGAGUGAAAGGAGCUGCCUAUGCUACUGCUCCAAUCCUUACAUUCCUCGAUAGUCAUGUCGAAUGCAAUGUUGGCUGGCUAGAGCCGCUCUUGGCUCGAAUUAACGAGAAUGAGAAAGCCGUUGUUGCGCCAAUAAUUGAUGUAAUCAACAUGGAUACCUUCAAUUAUAUUGCUGCUAGUGCUGAUUUGAGAGGAGGUAGUUUUUAUGAUCUAGCUUAUUUCCAAAUUAUGUUGAAAAAACAAUAAGU